CGUUGGUGGAGUUACACUGCGUGUUGUUUUUCCCGUUCGGCUGACUCUACCGAGUAUUGCGUUGGAGAACGCUCCAAUUGUUAUUAUAGUAGUGGUACAGAUUCGAUUUCGCGAGAAUAUUUGUGUCCAGCCAGAACGUGUCUCAGUAUGAAAAUAGUGAAGGAAUGUGUCUUGGAACCGAAACUGCAUCAGCCUGAAAUCUAAUUUCGUUCUCAUGUGAUAUCAGUUUUGUUCGGGACUGGUGCACAUACAUUUAUAGAGUGACAGAUGCGUUACGCACAUGGUUGGGCACGUGGACGAGGACAUUAAGGAAAUCGUAGACCUUUUCGAUUUCGCCUUAUCGGACACGUGAUCAUCUCUCUUUUAUGCACAAGCACAUCCCUCACGAUGCGGACGCGUGACUUACGACGCAUCGGAUGGUAUUAGAAGGAAGUUCCCUUCCGAAAUUACUUGCAAUUGGCAAUCUGUGAGUCAUCAAUCACACGUGAAGGAUCCACCGGAAGUGGAGGAAGAAGGGAGAGUGACCUACGGAGGACGUCCUACGAGCUGCGCGCGCAUCCCUUAGGAAUAUUGUCACACGGCACACGCACGAUGCAGACCGACGAAGAGAUUCAGUACGUACCGAGAAGCCGGCCGGUGAGCUUUUACGAUAAUUACAAGGACGUAUCGGUAAUGCCGCCUUGCGUCACUUCUACCAUGAGUGUGGGCAAUUUGAACCAGACCUGUGAUGGCAAUGGCACGUCUACUAUGUCUCAGAGCAAUAAUAAUAAUAAUAGCAUUAAUAACAGUAACAAUAACAAUAACAACAACAAUAGAGUCAGUAACGCCGUCAGCGUGGGCAAUGUUUCGAAAAUUCACACUGUCAAAGUCACGGGUGCAGUAUCAACCGGGAACAUCGGGCGAAUCUGCCGCGGUGACAAAGAACUCGGUCGAACACCAUCAAUGGCCAACUGUUUAGCAACGACGGUUCCCGUCAAUCUAGCGGCUUCUCAAAUAGCUGGUCGGCAUACGCCCACGAGAAAUUCUUUGAGGCAUAGCAGGAUGAUUGUCAUGCAUCGGACUGGCCAUCGUCCAGAAAAGUUUUUACCUCCUUUAAUCUACCAUCGACGAUUAGCCCGAUGCCUGGCGGCAUUUCAAACCAUCCUUGGCAUCGCGGUGACUUCCUUGUCGUUAUGGUUGUUGCUUUGGGCACCACACUUACCUGUCGUGGACAAUCCGUAUUGGAGUGGUAUGCCUCUCUUAAUGUCCGGAUGCUUCGGAAUAUGUCUUCUAUACUGCUUUAAGAAAGAAUAUCCGGAUUUGAAUCCUGGAUUUUGUCUUUCUGCGACGAAGCUAGUUAGCGUGUUUUUGGCGAUUCUGGCAACGAUUGCGUGCGUGAGCGCAUGUAUAUUCUCCGCGAUGCACUUGUCACGUCUCAUGAGACUGGAAUGUACUCCGGCACGAGUAUUGAAUGCCACGUGUGUAUGCAGGCCACGCGGUGAGCCGUCUGAUUCACUCGAAGGUGUAGUCAGAUACAUGGACCUUAAUUGUCCCGAAGUAGAAAAUAUUCUGACGAUUCUCCUUAUCUUUUCGUGCACUUGUAAUGGACUAGGCGCCUUGGUGGCGGGAUGGUAUAGUUAUCUCCAUUGGAGCACACGAUACAAAAGGCCAAAAUACACACAAGUUAGGACUAAUACUGUUUCCACAAACAAUAAAUUUAACAAUAGACCGAUCUACAAAUUGAAUCUAGAGGAACGAUGACGCUUACAAACGUUAUAAUGAUCGAAAUACUUCCAUUUUGUCGUGAUCCAUCAACUUCCAUAUGGGUAAUUACUAUUGGAGUGAUCAAUUAUACAUAUAUACAUGUAUAUAUACAUGUAUACAAAGAAAUCUAAACAAUUACAAAUAAAUCUUAUUUUUUACUGAUUUAUUAACAAACGGAUUAAUCUUGAUAAACGCAAAAUGACAGAAACGAUUCAUGAAAACAUUUUGACAAAAAAAA
This is a messenger RNA of Pogonomyrmex barbatus (red harvester ant), 1981 nucleotides long. RefSeq lists its product as uncharacterized. The record is from RefSeq and is a predicted model, not a curated record. Lineage: Eukaryota; Metazoa; Arthropoda; Insecta; Hymenoptera; Formicidae. Gene Ontology annotation, cellular component: dystrophin-associated glycoprotein complex; sarcolemma.